This is a messenger RNA of Wyeomyia smithii (pitcher-plant mosquito), 2491 nucleotides long. RefSeq names its product ectonucleoside triphosphate diphosphohydrolase 5 (gene NTPase). The record is from RefSeq and is a predicted model, not a curated record. The coding region runs from base 419 to 1801 and encodes 460 amino acids. Gene Ontology annotation, biological process: nucleoside diphosphate catabolic process. Gene Ontology annotation, molecular function: GDP phosphatase activity; UDP phosphatase activity. The transcript has 4 exons. Lineage: Eukaryota; Metazoa; Arthropoda; Insecta; Diptera; Culicidae. Gene Ontology annotation, cellular component: membrane.
UAUGCUCUCAGAGAGCGAAUAAUUGUCAAAAAUCGUGCGAGUUGUGUGUUUUUUGCAGUAAUUUUCCAUCAAAUCCAAUCAAAACCAGCGCAGUUUUCGAAGAUAAUUCAAUAGUCAGCAAUUUUGCAUCAUAUCAGGGCAAUAUUGCAGUCGUAUUUUACCGCUUAUCCGUUGCAACAAAAACCAGUGAAAGUUGGAGUGGAUCUGUUGCUAUAUGUUUGUUUUGUUCUAUCUGAAGAACUGAUGGAAAAAAAAAGUUGGCACGAUUUGCCUUUUGUUGCACAAGUGGAACAAAUAUGUGUGUUGAUAAUCCUUGACGGAUGUCGCUUGUUGCUUUUGUACUAACGCGCGGUGGAUGCUGGACAGAAAUUAAGUGGUAGAGCUUAUUAUCACGUUCUCGACUGAAAAAACGGCCACUAUGAGGUUCGAGUAUCAACUGCUGCAGCAGCAAGAUUCGUCAGAUCGGACACAGGCUCCACCCGGAGCCAGGCGGAAGACCAAUCCUAAGAUCGUCGCCAACAAUCUACGCUUUUCCUUUUUGUGCCUGCUGGUGAGCGCAUCGUUGCUCAUUUUCCUAUUGCUUACCUACACCGACUCAUUCCAUCCGAUCGUGGACAGCAUUGCCGGGCAGCUCGGUUACCAUGAGAAAACGUACGCCGUAGUAGUGGACGCCGGUUCAACGGGAAGCCGAGUGUUGGCCUUUGAGUUUCAUCGCGGUUACUUGGAUGGCCGGCUAGUGCUGGAUUAUGAACUGUUCCGGCAUUCUAAGCCCGGUUUAUCCGCUUUUGCAGAUCGACCCGAGGAAGGGGCGGCUACGAUCGAGAAGUUGCUGCAGGAGGCAAAAAAUGUUAUUCCCGAAAACAAGCUGAAAGACACGCCACUGGUACUGAAAGCAACGGCAGGACUGAGACUGCUAAAGCCUGAACAAGCGGAAGGAUUGCUUCAGGCAUGUAGAGACUUGUUUAAAAAAUCAGGGUUCCUAGUAAAUGACGGAUCGGUGGAAAUUAUGGAUGGCACAGAUGAAGGCAUUUUCUCAUGGUUCACAAUUAAUUUCCUGUUGGGAAAAUUGAACGGACGCAAUACAGUUGCGGCAUUGGAUUUGGGUGGCGGCAGCACACAAGUCACCUUCGCGCCUAAAGAUGUCUCACAGACGCCACUGUACAAAGAUUUCAUGCACAAAGUUCCUACAUUCAAUUCGCACGUUGAUGUUUUUACCAAUAGCUAUUUAGGGGCGGGUCUAAUGGCUGUUCGACAUGCAGUAUUCACAAAUGGUGCUUCGGAGAAUGCGAGAAAUCUGUCGAGUGAGUGUGUUAAUCCGAUCGUCAAAAACAAGCUGUUCCGGUACGGUGCAGAGCAAUUUUUCAUUAGUGGUAAGGAUAAUCCAAGCUCAACAACUGGGGAACCCCAGGUGGAUUACGAUCUGUGUGCGUCGAUCGUCAGUAGCAAGGUGCUGCCCACUUUGAAACCCAAACCAGUAACACUAAAGCAGCAUGAGAUCUCCGCAUUCAGCUACUUUUUCGAUCGGGCUAUCGAGACGGGAUUAGUCGAUCCAUUCCAGGGAGGUGAAGCAACCGUACACGAUUUUAUGAUGCGUGCUCGAGAAGUCUGCCAGGAGGCCAAUGUAGAGCAACCAUUUAUGUGUAUCGAUUUGACAUUUAUCUCUAUUCUCCUGGAAGAGGGAUAUGGGCUCAAGCCAAAAACGCCAUUGAAGCUAUACAAGAAAAUCGAUGGCCACGAGAUAUCUUGGGCGCUUGGCUGCGCGUACAACAUCCUAACUAGCAACAAAAGCUCGCAACUGUGAAUCUUUUGCGGCCACAAGCAAAGUCGAACUCAAACAACGAUUAUACAAUCAGUAAACCAGAAACCACCAACCAAACAAAAUCAGCUACAGCUGAGAAAGUAUAGGGAUUUCGUAUUUGAUUUGUUUUCGUUUUUUAUAAAUAUACCGACAGAACACCGAAAAGAGGACAAGUCAUGAUCACUUUUUUGAUGAUGAAAUUUUUUGAUAGUCGAUGUUUUAUAAACGAUAUUUGUCGCAUAUUGCUAUUUUAUCCUCCAGUCACCCCAGAAUAGGGGUUUGUUUUAAUGAGUGCAUAUUAUUUUUCUACCAACGUUUAACAGCAGUAACAAGAAAUAUGAAUGAUAAACCUCAAUGUGCCUUAAAGUAAAACCCUUCACUAGAGAAUGUCAUAUUUUGAUUGCCACAAGCUAACGUAGAAGAGAAAUAAUAGUUCAAGCAAUUGCGUCGUAUUACAAAUUGUGAAUAUAUUUUAAACAAGAGUCAUCGUUAAAAGCACAUUCCCUUAACUCAAUUACCCUUAAAACUAGUUCCACUAAGUGUUGUGAACCUUUUUAGGAGCAUUGCUUGUAAAUUCACAUUGCACGUUGAUGGAAGGUAGCUCACAUGUUAUAAAAACGCCCUGUCGUAGUUGAAUGUAAAAUAAGAUUCAAAAGAAUGUAGAAUAAAAACUUUCUACCCACUGAAGAGUAA